This is a messenger RNA of Acanthosepion pharaonis, 597 nucleotides long. The record is from the annotation of a GenBank genome assembly. NCBI's taxonomy places the organism in Eukaryota, Metazoa, Mollusca, Cephalopoda, Sepiida, Sepiidae.
UUGCCUCCUUAUAAUCUCUCUCUCUCUCUCUCUCUCUCUCUCUCUCUAUCUAUCUAUCUAUCUAUCUAUCUAUCUAUGUCUCCGUUCUUUGCUCUUCUUUUCUUUCUCUCUUUUUCUGCUAUGGCUUAUUUAUCUCUUUCUAUUUCACCCUUCCCUAUCUGUAUAUAUCUCUUUUUAUUUCAUUCCUCCCUCUCCCUAUCUGUAUAUAUCUCUUUCUAUUUCACUCCUCCCUCUCCCUAUCUGUAUACAUCUCUUUCUAUUUCAUUCCUCCCUCUCCCUAUCUGUAUAUAUCUCUUUCUAUUCCACUCCUCCCUCCCCGUGACUGUUUAUUUCUGUUUCUAUGUCACCCCUCCCUCACCUUCUUUGUGUAUAUAUGUCUUUCUAUUUCAGUCCUCCCUCUUCCUCUCAGUCUAUAUCUCUUACUAUUUCACUCGCCCUCUCCCUCUCUGUACAUAUCCGUUUCUACUUAACGCCUCCCUCUCUGUCUAUAUCUGUUUCUAUGUCACUCCUCCUUCUUCCUUUCUUUCUAUAUCUGUUUGUAUUUCACUCCUUCCUUUCCAUUUCUGUAUAUAUUUGUUUCUAUCUCAUACUCAGUAA